Aphanomyces astaci is the source of this 318-nucleotide messenger RNA. RefSeq lists its product as hypothetical. The annotation marks the transcript as partial. The record is from RefSeq and is a predicted model, not a curated record. Lineage: Eukaryota; Oomycota; Saprolegniomycetes; Saprolegniales; Verrucalvaceae. The transcript has 2 exons.
AUUCCGCCACUGACAGCCUAUGCCAUUCAUUCCCAAGUGGUGUAUUGGGACGACACGUGGUUCUUCUUUUCCCAUCGCUUUGACUGUCCUGGCACUGGCACGUUCUUCGCCGAAGGUAUUACGCGAGUGAUCAUCAAGGACUCUCACCGCCGCACGGUCGGAUUGGCACAAGUGUUGGCUCAACUUGGGCUAGACGGCACGCAGAAAUCUCCCCCCAUGCCAGAUAUCGUCACAGGAUGUCUCGCUUGGGAUGCAGCGACGAAAGCGGCCAUGGAGUCCAAUGAACACGACCGCCACGCACGAGCAAAGUCGGCAUAG